GCGCCGCUCCAAUCUUCCUCCCUCUCGUCUCUUCACACUGUGACACGAACCAAGAAGGAAAAAACCCCAAAAAAAUAUAUCGUCUCUUUCCUUUCCAUUUUCCCUUUUGAAAUCCGAAACCCUUCUCCAUCGAUUAACUUUCUUCGUCCUUCUGAGAGACAAAACAAGGAUAAUCCCUUUUUCUCAUUCCACCUCGGAAUCGAGGAGAUCCCGGCGUAAAACGCGCCAUCCGAGCGCCGAUCAGCUUCUAAAUUGACGGGGAGAAAGGAGAGAUAGAUAUCGUCGGCCGGCGAGGCUAUCCGA
Molecule: messenger RNA, 303 nt
Organism: Linum tenue
Lineage: Eukaryota; Viridiplantae; Streptophyta; Magnoliopsida; Malpighiales; Linaceae
Source: the annotation of a GenBank genome assembly